Micropterus dolomieu (smallmouth bass) is the source of this 5488-nucleotide messenger RNA. RefSeq names its product fms related receptor tyrosine kinase 1 (gene flt1). Gene Ontology annotation, biological process: vascular endothelial growth factor receptor signaling pathway; protein phosphorylation; multicellular organism development. Gene Ontology annotation, molecular function: ATP binding; vascular endothelial growth factor receptor activity. The transcript is spliced from 30 exons. The coding region runs from base 190 to 4035 and encodes 1281 amino acids. Lineage: Eukaryota; Metazoa; Chordata; Actinopteri; Centrarchiformes; Centrarchidae. The record is from RefSeq and is a predicted model, not a curated record. Gene Ontology annotation, cellular component: plasma membrane; signaling receptor complex.
UUCAAGCGUGGUGUCCUGUUGCGUGAUCUCCCGCAGCUCUCCUCAGGAAACCAGCCAGCCUUAUUCACUGACCAUCAGCGCCGAGCGCCGCAGACAAGUGCGCUGUGCUGUGUUAAAUCUGGAGGGGGGUAAAGGCAGCAGGAAUAAAACUUGUUUCAUAUUUUAUGUUUGAAACGCGCUUCACCAGAGAUGAUGAAUUUUAUCCUCAUCUGCCUGCUAUGUGGAUUGUACGGUGUUCGUGCAAAAGAUAAAGAUCAAAAGGGAAAGUACAGCGUCCCAAUACUGGAUGUGAAAAGCCGGCAGCUGAUCCUGGACGCUAACCAGACACUACUGCUUGGCUGCAGGGGUCGCUGGGAGCUGACAUGGGCGUACCCAUCAGGUUUGGCCAGAGAUCAGGUGCAAGUGGAGGAGUCUCGCUGUGGGAAGACUAGUCAGCAGUACUGCAGCCGUCUGACGGUCAGCCACAGCCAGGCCCAGCACACUGGCCUGUUCCGUUGCAGAUACCGGCACCGGGCCCAAAAACAGACCUCCAUCUAUGUAUAUGUCACAGACAGCCAGCGGCCAUUUGUGGAACAUCCAGGCAUGAGCCCAGACGUGUUGUAUAUGAAGGAGAAGCAGCCGCUGCACAUCCCCUGCCGGGUCACCCACCCUAAUGCCACCACCACACUGGUCAAGUUCCCCAACCACAGCCUGAGUCCAGACCAGAGGAACAUUAUUUGGAAUAGCAAGCAAGGCUUCACCAUCCGAACUCCCACCUUCUAUUACAUUGGCCUCUUCUUCUGCCAGACAAUCACUGACGGCAUCACGCACAAGUCACGUAUAUACUUUGUGCACAGACCAGUGAGUAACAUCAUGGAGGUGUAUCUGAACAGCAGUGGUCCUGUGCAGGCGUUAAAGGGAGAGAGACUGGUUUUAAACUGCACCGCCACCGCAGAGUUGAACACCAGAGUAAACAUCAGCUGGGACUACCCUGGAGAGAAUGACAAAACUGGCUCCUUUUCCAAGAGGAUCCUGAAGCACAGAACACACUUGUUGUUCUACAAUAUUCUGACCAUCCCGAAGCUCCAGCGUUCAGACCGAGGCCUCUACACAUGCCGCGUCACCAGCGAUGAAAAAAUCAAACAACAGAAAGUCACAGUCACUGUCUAUGACCGUCCAUUUAUUCGCCUGAAGCCCAGACGUGAUUCUGUGAUGCAGGCUCAGGCGGGACAGAAAUCUUACAGGAUUUCUCCCAAACUGCGAGCGUUCCCCUCCCCUGAGGUCAUCUGGUUAAAGGAUGGCAAGGUGGCAGCAGAGCAGUGCUCCAGAUACCACAUGGAUGGGAAUUCCCUGGUAAUCCGGGAUGUAGCAGAGGAGGAUGCUGGAACGUACACUGUCCUGGUACGAAUCCAGGAACAUGGACUCAACCAGAAUCUCACGCUCACACUUGUGGUCAAUGUGAGUCCUCAGAUAGGGGAGAAGGCGGUGUCGUUGCAGGACCCGGGCUCAGUCCCACGGGGGAGCAGACAAGCCCUUCACUGCACAUCCCACGGGGUCCCUCCCCCACACAUCCAGUGGCUGUGGCAUCCCUGCCCAUCCAAUGGCCUGUGUGUGUGUCCAACGUCCUCCUCACUGUGGAGCCCUGUGAUAGAGGGACCCCCCGUCACGUCCAUAAGCAACCACAUCCUGAGUGUUAAGCACAGACAGGAAGUGCUCCAGGGGAAGAAAAAGACGGUGGGGGUCUUGACCGUGGCAGAGGCCUUUGUGUCUGGAGUGUAUCGCUGCGUUGCCUCCAACUCUGCAGGCACAGACCAGCUAGAUGUUCACUUCUACGUCACAGAUGUCCCAGGAGGCUUCAGCGUGAGCCAGAGUGAAGAACCUAGAGAGGGUGGAGACCUUCAUCUAACCUGUGUAACCAAUAAGUACCUGUACACCGCGUUGUCAUGGCAACGAGUGAACAACACAGAGGAUGCCUGGUCCCGCAGUCCGGCCAGGAGUAUGCAGCAGUUCACAUCAGGGGAGUUCUCCAGCUCUCUGGUCCUGUUGUUAAGCAACCUAACAGCCAGAGACUCUGGAGCCUACAGAUGCUCCGCUCGCCACCUCAUCACCGGACAGGAGACCCACCUGGACACACAGGUGGUGGUCACCAUUUUGGAGCCUCCGGUGCUGCUGACUAAUUUGACAGAUUGUACUGUCAACGUUAGCAGCUCAGUGAUCCUUAGCUGUCCCUCGGCGGGCAUCCCGCCCCCAACCAUCACAUGGUACAAGGAUGAACAUGCUCUUUCUCGGGGAUCAGGUAUUGUGAUAUCACCAGAAGAUGGGACUCUCCAUAUUGAUCGAAUCACAGUGGAGGACCAGGGCCUGUAUACGUGCCAGGUCACAAAUGAGAGGGGAUCUGCAGAGAGCUCUGCCUAUAUAUGGGUCAACGGUGCCUCAGAAGCCUCUUCUCUGGAAAUCCCCACACUUACCUGUACCUGUGUGGUGGCCACUCUCUUCUGGCUUUUGCUCACGCUCUUCAUACGCAAACUGAAACAGCCCAACAGCUCAAACACCAAACCAGAGUACCUGUCAAUCAUUAUGGAUUCAGGAGAGGGGCCGAUAGAGGAGCAGUGUGAGAGGCUGCAAUAUGACCCCAACCAAUGGGAGUUCCCUCGGGAGCGGCUUAAAUUAGAGAAACCUCUGGGCCGUGGAGCCUUUGGUAAGGUGAUGCAGGCAUCUGCCUUUGGUAUAGACAAUGCCACCAGCUGCAGCACUGUGGCUGUUAAGAUGCUCAAAGAGGGAGCUACAGCCAGCGAACACAAAGCUCUGAUGACUGAACUAAAGAUCCUUAAUCACAUUGGACAUCAUCUGAAUGUAGUCAACCUACUGGGAGCCUGCACCAAGCCGGGAGGACCACUGUUGGUCAUAGUCGAGUACUGUCGCUACGGAAAUCUCUCCACCUUCCUGAAGAGCAAGAGAGAGGUGUUUGUGGACAACAUGCCGUCCGGAGGAAAGGAUGGGGGGGCAGGUUGUGUCGGCAGCUUGUCUGACAGCCAGAGCAGCAUUAGAACAGAAUUUGAUGAGAGAGAUGAGAAAGAGAAUCACCUUGAUCCCAAAUCUGGCUCCAACUCCCCUUUAUGCCUGGAGGAUCUCAUCUCCUUCAGCUUCCAGGUUGCUCGAGGGAUGGAGUUUCUGGCCUCUCGCAAGUGUAUUCACCGAGACCUGGCAGCCAGGAACAUCUUGCUCUCUGACAAUAAAGUGGUCAAGAUCUGUGACUUCGGCCUGGCCAGAGACCUCUACAAAGACCCCGACUAUGUCCGCAAGGGAGAUGCCCGCCUCCCUCUGAAGUGGAUGUCUCCAGAGUCCAUCUUUGACAAGGUGUUCACCACCCAGAGUGACGUGUGGUCCUACGGCAUUCUGCUGUGGGAGAUCUUCUCUCUGGGAGCUUCCCCGUACCCUGGUCUUCACAUAGAUGAAGAGUUCUGCCAUAGGCUCAAGGGGGGAACAAGGAUGCGAGCGCCUGAAUACAGCACACCUGAGAUAUACAGCACGAUGCUGGCAUGCUGGGAGGCCAGUCCCUCAGACAGACCAACAUUCCCCGACCUGGUGGAGAGCCUGGGAGACCUGCUGCAAGCGAGGGUUCAGCAGGAUGGGAAGGAUUAUAUUCCUCUGGAAUCUUAUAUAACUGGAGACGCUGGUCGCAGUGAGACCUUCAAAGAAAACCCGCUUGCAGUCACAAACCUGAGUUACAUGAGGGGUAUGGCCACACUUCAGACGUUUGAGGAACUGCCCUGCGAGGAGCCAGACAGCCGUGAUGAUGAGCAGAGCGACAGCGGCAUGGUCUUGCCGUCUGAGGAGCUGAAGCAUCUGACGUGGAAUAACGGCACCAAGAACAGGACGCUCAGCAGGUUCUUUGCCUUCACUAAGUGCCCGGAAAACCAGGUGCCUUUCCUGUGCAAGGACAUCACAGGUCUCUGUGAAGACGAGCCGUCUAUCCUGCCGUGUGACUGGGAAUCUGACGAGGGCGGCUCCCCUCCUCCUGACUACAACUCUGCUUUUCUCUACCCCUCCCUCUAGCAUCUGCUCCUGUCUUAUAUAUAACUCUUUGACAACUUUACACAGGGUAUAAAUAUAUUUUCCUGCUCGUCAAUUAUUCUGCUGUUUGCAUCCUCUACCUCAUUAUAAUAUCUGCGUGUAUUCUUCUGCCCUCUCCUCCUCUCACAGAUGUUUUUUCCUCUUCCUUCUUUAACAAAACUUCUUAAACAUUUAAUCAAACAACUCUUGAUUAGACAUCUCUUUGCUUUUUUUUUUUUUCUUCACUUCGGUAUUAUCUUGCAUUAUUACACAUAACCCCUUCCAAGAGCAGCUAAGUAUUACUUGGUAGUACUUACCUAAUGCAUGAAUGUAUUUACUGACCUACAACUAUUAGUGCUUAUUGUAUUGGUACCUCAAGUGCUGAGCUUUGUGAAGAGAAACACUGCUGUAUGAAAUGAUUGUUUCUCCUACAUGGCUACUAUAUGCUGGAAAAAAGUUUAUUAUCCAUUGAACAGACAGGAUGUAUCUAUCUGUAUUUAUUUUAAUGCUGUAAUCAUUUCAUGGAUAAGUCCCUUGUUAAUCAUCUUACUUCAUGAUGGUUAUAAUGUUCAGUUUUAUGGAAACUGUUUUAGAAAGGUGCUGAUUUAUAUCCAGCAGCAUCACUGGGGGUGGACAAAAUAUUAGAAACACCUCCAAGUAUAACAUAUUAUAAAAUACAGCCUGUAAAAUCACCAUCCAGUUAAAUCAUCUUUCUAAAUCGGUUUCAACAAAAACAAAACCUUCAUGAACAUUACAUUAAUUGCAGGGCUGCUGUUAGACUUUAGAUAGAUAUACCUAAUAAACUGGCACCUGAGUGUAUAUUUAAUUCUAUAUUAAUUCACAAAUGACAAAAAGUGUUUUUUGCUUUAUAUUUUUAUUUACAAAAAAUAUUGAAUGCAUGAAGAUCAAUUCAGUUAAGUGUAGCGUAUUCCCCCUCCAUCUACUCCAUCCCCAAACUAUUAGAGCUGAAAUUAUUAGUCAGUCGACAGAAAAGGAAUUGGCAAUGAUUUUAGAUAAAUCAAUUUCAGUUAUUUUUCCAGCAUAAAAAAAAAUACCAAACAUAUCCAAAUUUCUGCUUCUGAGUUGUGAGGAUUUGCUGCUUUUCUUUGUCAUAGGUGUAAGUAAUUUAAUUACAUCCACCACAAUAUUGACAUUUAAACCACUGUUCAGAGAACAUGCUGUCUGUGUCUGGAUACUGAAAUCUGAUCGCUCAACUGCAUUUACAUGUUUGUUUUUUUUUCUAGAUGCAGAUUGCAUGUUAACCCAUUUUAAAGUGGUCAAAGUGGCUAGUAGACCAGAACAGACGGUUUAACCCUCUUGAUCUCACUCUACAUGUCAUCAUUUUCUAGUGUUAGAAAAAAACAACUUUGAUGCUGUGCAAUCUAUUUGUAUUUUUUUUUUUAAAGCUGAUUAAUCAAAGAAUUGUAAUCCGUACAGUAAAAUCAAACCCAUGAGA